Myxocyprinus asiaticus (Chinese sucker) is the source of this 2600-nucleotide messenger RNA. Its product is annotated as PR domain zinc finger protein 13-like. The transcript has 4 exons. The coding region runs from base 79 to 1950 and encodes 623 amino acids. Gene Ontology annotation, molecular function: protein binding. The record is from RefSeq and is a predicted model, not a curated record. Lineage: Eukaryota; Metazoa; Chordata; Actinopteri; Cypriniformes; Catostomidae. Gene Ontology annotation, cellular component: nucleus.
CUCAGACUCUCUGCUCAUCUCAAUCAGUGCCAACUUGGUCUUCCUGGUUCUGGUACAGCAACACGAACAGAGUCAGCCAUGCAAGCGACUCGGACACCCACUAUCAGUGUGUUUGCAGACUGCAGCAUCCCAGUCGGGUUGCGGAUAGGACCAGUCCCGGGCAUCUUCAAACUGGGGAAGUAUGUUUCGGACCGCAAGGAAGUUGGAGUCAAAAAGAAGAUUCGCCUGCUGAGGGGGGAAUUCGUGGACGAGUCUGGCAGUGCAGUUCCAGAUUGGAUUGGGUUAAUACGCGCGGCCAGAUAUAGUCAAGAACAGAACCUCGAGGCAGUCUCGGAUUUACCUGGGGGACAGAUAUUCUAUCGUGCGCUGAGAGAAAUUCAGCCUGGGGAAGAAUUGAGCGUUUGGUAUUCCAACUCACUGGCACAAUGGUUCGACAUUCCUACGACUGCAACUCCAACACAUGACGAAAAAGCAGAGGAGCGCUACAUUUGCUGGUAUUGCUGGAGAAUAUUCAAAUACCCGAACACCCUGAAAGCUCAUGUGCAUUUCCACUGUGCAUUGAGCAAUGGCAGGAGCUUUGUGAGCACGAGCAACGAGCAAGCGAGAGGUCCAGAGAACUUCAACAGAUCUCCGAGAUCUGGGGACAUCCCGAAUAAUUCGUCCUCUCCGAGGAAUGGCCACAACAUCUUAAUGUCUGAUGCUGUGAAACGGGCAGUGUCCUCAUCACCAUUCGCCAGUAAAGCGGGACUAUCGAAAAAGUCAAGCUCAGAGGAGCAGGACCGGGCCCUUGACAUGAGUGUGACCUCUGCCAGGAACCCCGGACACAUGCUGGGCCUCGGUGGGACAUCAUCUGUGCUUAACAGUAUGGGCUUCCCUCACGGCGUCCGUUCUGCUUUCAAACCAAUGGGACUUUCACAUUUCUCCCUGGCUGAGGUAGCAAGAGAUGAGUCUAACGGAAAAUCAAACGGUAUCGGGUUCAGUAAACUGUUAGGAAACAUCAAGUCAGUGCGUUCCUUGAAUGAACCUUUGCCUAAUGUCCAUCCCUCAAAAUUCACGCACUCAGUGGAUACCACACCUGCUGUGAUUCCCUGCGCAAACUCAAUCCGUGGGUUUCCUUUACUGCCACAUUUUGAGGAGACCUCUGCUUUCAAGCAUGUUGACAGUCGCAAGCACUCUGCACUGUCUCCCUCGCGUUACUCCCAACUUCCUGCCGGCUUUCAUUUCGAGAGGUUCUCCUUGCCACAGUUUGAUGGAGGAAAAACAUACAAUGGAGACUGCAACAUACCCCUCAUGCCAUUUACUGUUUACAACGGAGAGCUCCUUUACAGUUCACCAUACUAUCCUCUAAAAUGUCACUUUGGCAACCUGCUUAAAUACCCAGACUCUGUUACCUAUUUCAGCGCACCUGCUUUGAAUCCAGAUCUGAAUACAAUUACGAACAUCGACAGGGAGAUAGCCAUGCAUACGCAACAGUUGUCUGAAAUUGCCGUAGAGAAAAACCGCUCAAGGCUGGAGUCCAUGCCCACGUCCAACCCAAACUCGGGCAAGCCCAAAAAGGGACAUCUGUGUCUGUACUGUGGCAAAUUGUACUCUCGAAAAUACGGGCUGAAGAUUCACAUGAGGACUCAUACAGGGUACAAACCACUCAAAUGUAAAGUUUGCUUUAGGCCCUUUGGUGAUCCCAGCAAUCUCAACAAGCACAUCCGACUGCACGCGGAAGGAAAUACACCGUACAGGUGCGAGUUCUGUGGGAAAGUGCUCGUGCGCAGGCGGGAUCUGGAGAGGCACGUCAAAUCAAGGCAUCCAGGGCAAACUAUCAAAAAAUCCGAUGAUGACAAAAUGGACGGCAUCUUCGGAGAUGCCGAGCAAAAAGGCGACAAUGAUAGCGACGUUGACGUCUGCUUCACAGAUGAUCAGAGCGACCAGGAAUCGAGUAAAAAUAAUGAUUAAUGGACCAAUUACUGGACAUAUUAAAGUAGAUUUAGCUCUUAAGUAGCUAACUUAUGCAUGUACAUAUUGAUUUCCAAAUAAGAUGUUUAAUUUUAUAAAGAUAUUGCAAAGUUUCCCCAAGUAAAUAAAAAAGGAAUUCGGUUCUUUUUCAGGCACUCAUGAACUUAAUUUCAUAAUGUCACAUGCUUAGUGAUAUUGAGUACAUCUCAGCACCCACAAUGUGGAGCUGCACUUUAUAAAGACGGGUUUAUGGGUUUAUGCAUUCAGGCACAACAACUGAUUUUCGGAAUUCCUCUUUUCUUUUAAAAUGCUGUCUGACCAUUUCCUUUUAUUAAUUCCAGUAGGCCACUACGUUGGAAUUACCUGUCAAAUUCGCACUUUUUUAUUACCAAAAACAUUCAACCCAUUCUGUAAAAAUUGCAUUUGGUGAACAAACUGUAGCCAAUAAAAUGUAAAAGGACGUUUCAAAGAAAUAUGGGUGUUUCUAUUUAGUUGAAAAACUAUUGUAAAAAUGUACAUAUGAUGUACUGUGGCAGCCGUGGGUGUAUUGUUACAUUAUUCAUUGAUAUUGUAUAUUAUUAAUUGACAUUAUUGACCUCAAAUCCAAAUACAUCGCAUUGUCCGUUUUUGUAUAAAAUUCAAAAAUAAAA